Molecule: messenger RNA, 426 nt
Organism: Lactuca saligna
Lineage: Eukaryota; Viridiplantae; Streptophyta; Magnoliopsida; Asterales; Asteraceae
Source: the annotation of a GenBank genome assembly
AUGGAAGAAUUGAAUCAAGAUAUGUGGUGGGAGAGAGAAAAUUCAGGCCAACAUCAAUGUUAUAAUGAUCUCUACUAUGAGUCAUAUAAUGAUGAUACAUGUAAUGAUCCAUAUGAUAACGAUUGUUGGUGGACAGACGAUUCAACUCAAAGCCAACACCAUGAAUCACCUUGUUUUCUGGAGGACAAAGAAUCAAAUGAAUCUUCAUUUAGCAAGAAGUUGGAUCAAAUGUUGGACAUGUUGAAUGAAACCUUCAACAAAGAAGAAGACAACUCCAAGUCAAUUUUGGCUAUUGAAAAACAGUUAGAACAUAUAGCAGAACAAUUAAACCAACAACCUUCACACAAUAUUUCAGACUCUACACAAGGGAAUGAGGUAAGUUUUCACUAUAGUGAUAAAAUUGUGCAUAAAUCAGUUGGGUUAUGA